AUGGCCCAAGCGGACCUCAAAUCUCGCACUCGUGCAGAAUACCUCUACUUCCUGGACUACCGCACACGAUGGAGCGACAACGACCAAUAUGCACACAUGAAUAACUCAGUUUACUACCACCUCUUCGAUUCUAUAAUAAACACGUAUCUCAUUGAGAAAUGUGGCCAAAGCCCGACGAGUUCGCCUCUAAUUGGGUUGGUGGUGUCGUCGUUUUGUCAGUUCUUUGCCCCCCUGUCUUUUCCAGAAGUCCUUCACCUCGGAUUACGCGUCACCAAGCUUGGCUUGUCGUCGGUGUCCUACGAAGUAGGCAUCUUCAAGGAGGGUGAAGAUUCGCCUGCCGCGGUGGGUGGGUACACGCACGUAUUUGUUGAGAGUCAGUCGAGGAGGAGCACUCCAAUGGGGCAGAACCUCAAGAAUGGGCUGGGGGCGCUUCUGGCUGGUGAAGGCGAGGGGACUGUGAAAGGGAAACUUUAA
Laccaria bicolor S238N-H82 is the source of this 474-nucleotide messenger RNA. RefSeq lists its product as uncharacterized. Gene Ontology annotation, molecular function: fatty acyl-CoA hydrolase activity. The transcript is spliced from 3 exons. Gene Ontology annotation, cellular component: mitochondrion. The record is from RefSeq and is a predicted model, not a curated record. The coding region runs from base 1 to 474 and encodes 157 amino acids. Lineage: Eukaryota; Fungi; Basidiomycota; Agaricomycetes; Agaricales; Hydnangiaceae.